Molecule: messenger RNA, 573 nt
Organism: Penicillium olsonii
Lineage: Eukaryota; Fungi; Ascomycota; Eurotiomycetes; Eurotiales; Aspergillaceae
Source: the annotation of a GenBank genome assembly
AUGAGUGUGCGCAAAGCGCAUAACUCCGGUCGAAACCACCUGAGAAACGUGGUGGAUUACUACCAACAAAUCGGUCAAGAAAAGGCCCAGUCCGUCAUCGAUUCCAUCACCUCCUCCUACGCCGCAGAGGGCCAGCAGGUCCCCAACAUGAUGCCUCCAGGCGCUUUCCCUCCUCCUUUCGGCGGCUUCCCUGGCCACCCCGGCAUGCCCCCUCCACCAUUCGGAAUCCCACCACCCGGUGCCCCCGGCGCUCCCGCUAUGAUCCCUCCCCCAGGAGCCCACGGUCUUCCCUUCCCGCCGCCUUUCAACGCCGGAACCCCUCCAACAGGCGGCUUCCCCCCUCCCCUCCCUAACAUGCCCCAGGGCGGCAUUCCUCCUCCAGGCGCAGGCGGCUUCCCUAACCUUCCUUUCCCUCCCCCCGGUGGUUUCCCACCCAUGCCUCAGGGUAUGGGCCCGGUCCCUGGUGGCCCCGCUCCUGGUGGGCCAUCUAUCCCUACAGGUCCGCGCGGCUUGGACGCAUAUCCUCCUCCCCCUGGGGGCGGUCCUCCUUCUGCGAUGGACCAGCGGUGGUGA